ACAGCGCUAUCUGGUCUCAUGUGCUUUUAGCCACGUGUUGAUAUUUUCCUCUACCCAUUUCUCUCUCCCAGCUUUCCCCUUGGACCCUAUCAUCGAGAACCCGGGACCCUUUCUGGAAGACGGGGAGGCCACCUUAUAUUGUUCUGUAGCCGAUGUCUACCCAGCCAGUCACGUGCAGAUUCAAUGGCUCGAUGGGGAAACGGAGCUGCACUCCGGCGUGGGUCGGUACUCCAGUGAGCUCCAGAAUGUGACGUCAACGUUAUCUUUUUCGGUGGAACCGGAGGACCAGGGGAGGCGGAUCACCUGCAGAGUCGGUCUUCAGAUGGACGUGGUCCAUCAAAGUCGGAGAGAGAGGAAAACGGUGACUGUACUGGAGCUCCACUAUGCCCCCAGGGGAACCACCAUCACAGUGAGCCCAGCCAGUGAGGUGAAGGAAGGGGAGAGCGUGACGGUGUCCUGCCUGUCGGACGGCGCUCCAGUGGGAUGGAUGGUGCUGAGGAGACUCUCUGAGGACCAGGAUGUAAAGCUCCAGUCCCACAACGGCUCCUCCACCUCCUUCACCCUCUCCUCUGCCCUGCUAGCAGACUCUGCUCUCUACCAGUGUGAGGCCUUCAAUGAGCACGGCAGCCAGAAAGCUAGCACACACGUUACAGUUAAAGCACCUCCUAGGAAUACAACAGUCCUGGUCUAUCCGUCCACUGAGGUUCAGGAGGGCCAAAAUGUCACUGUAUGCUGUCGCUCUGUUAGCUUCCCCCCACCUGUUGGUUUUGAGAAAACUGGACAAUGGCACAGAGCUCUACUCCCCGGAUGGGAACUUCCUGCUGGUGAACCUUACGCCCAAAGAUACAGGCCUAUACCAGGUGAAUGUGACCAAUGACCUGGGCUACGAGACUAAGAUCUUCAGCAUUAACGUCAUGGAGAAGCAUUCCAGUCCUUCACCUGACUGGAACCAGAUAGUCAUUCCUGCUGUCUGCGUGGGAAUGAUGGUGACCACCACAGUCCUAGUCCUGGACAAUCUUAGGAGAGCCAGGAGGAAGGGCUCCUAUGAGCUGGCCAAGUGUAAGCCCAGCACUGCAUAGACUAGAGGAGUCUAAAACCUGUGGCCCGGGAGCCAGAUUACGGCCCCCACUUGUGCUACCAACAUGAACAUGUACUGUCUAAAAAUGGUUCUUCAGGCAAAAUGACUUUGACACUCAUGAUGUAAAGACAUACCAAGGGACAGACUCACCUGGAGUGAACUCCUGGCCUACAGACGAGAACCUUGCCCAUUGUCCCGUGUCCAGGCCUUUGGCCGUGUCUAGUCUUGACAGUUCAUGCAGCUUUAGUAUUCUGAUCAUAGAGUUCUGACCAUGGAAUUCCGAACAUGUCAUGCAUCUGCACCUACAUUUAAAUGUGUCUACUGCGUCCCCAUUGUGUCCACAGAUACCCUUUUCCCGCGCUAUAUUCAAAUGCAAGUAUGCAGUCUACAAACGGUGGAAUAGGCUAAAUAUGAUAAUACACAAUAAGUGAUGGCAGUAGCUAACUACUCAGCUAACCUCUGUAGCUAGACAGCAAGCUAACAAGCAAUGCUAAAGGGAUUGCAAAUGGGUUACCAUAUCUCUAGUCAAACAAAAAAUAAUUUGUCUAAAUAUUAGGUAGUUGGCUAGGAUUUUUGAGGUGCCUCUCGAUCUGAACACAAUCAGACCACAAAGCAACUUUUGUGCGCCUAGACCCGUCUUUUCAAUGCGAUCUUCGUAUUCUGAUAGCAGAAGUCGCAUGUAAGUGUCCAGUGUAGACACGGCCUCAGUCAAAGGACAGGGGACAAGGCCUUAUGACCUUUGGAAGUUACUAGAACAGGGUAAGAAAUAGAGACGCACCUUUGUGGUUGGAUGUUGGGCCUUCUGGAUAUGUGUGUAUGUGUCAAACAUUGACUUAGUGUGUAUGUUUGUGUUUUACGGUGUAUAUCCGUUGGGCCUUAGGUUCCCAUUUCUAUAGAAACCUACGCAAAAAAACUGUAAUAGGUGUAAUAAUCAAACUGCAUCUCACUGUAAUUUGCUCCAUUAUAAUUUCUUGGCAGCUUUCAUUUAAACCCAUUGAUGUCUAAGUGUCACAACAGUAGGAUGAAUGCAAUAUGUUACAUUUCUUCAAACUAAAUCAUACAAUGAAAUUAGCAGUGAUAAGAAAUUGAACUUAAAAAAAAGUGAAUACAAUGUAUUGACAUUGUAUAUAUGAACUUUGAACUAUAUCAGUAUGAUGUGUGUCAGAAACGACACUAUGGUUUCCCAAGGAAAGGAAUAGACAGUGUUGUGGUAAUGUAAUACAAUAUGAAAGCAACACGUAUUUGCCUCGUUGUUUUGACUGUUAUUUAGGUCUCUAAUGUGGGCUACCCUUAUUAGAAGUGUUUGUAUGUGUGGAGAGGUUGCAAUGUGUGUGGGGUAUUUUUGUUCCCCACCAUUUACUUAAAUUUUGUGGGAUAUGAGAGCCGGUUUGGUACGUGUUUAAAAAGCUGUUUUUAAAAAAAAUCAAAGCCUGUAUAUAACUUAAUUUGUUUUGUUUAUGACUGUUCGUAAUCACUAUUGAAGCGGUGAAAAGUUUUUCCCUGUUUUCUGUGAAUUGUGUUUGAAUGUAAGUUUGUUUCAUUAUUAAUAAAUAUUUAUUUCCAUAA
Molecule: messenger RNA, 2644 nt
Organism: Oncorhynchus mykiss (rainbow trout)
Lineage: Eukaryota; Metazoa; Chordata; Actinopteri; Salmoniformes; Salmonidae
Product: vascular cell adhesion molecule-like protein
Biological process (GO): cell-cell adhesion
Cellular component (GO): plasma membrane
Molecular function (GO): integrin binding
Source: RefSeq, marked provisional